This is a messenger RNA of Cuscuta epithymum, 1564 nucleotides long. The record is from the annotation of a GenBank genome assembly. NCBI's taxonomy places the organism in Eukaryota, Viridiplantae, Streptophyta, Magnoliopsida, Solanales, Convolvulaceae.
CUCAGGACAAAAGCUUCCCGUUUAAUGUUCUGCGAAUCUGCGGAGCCUACAAUCUUACUAUUGAAAAGAAAAUUUCAGCAAAGUCUAUUUUUGGAAAGAUAAUUUCAGACUGAUCCGGACAUCCAUCAACCCUAAUCAGACUCACGCCCAUCUCCUUCCCCUCAUCAUCCGGCCUUUCCUCUCCGUCGUUAUUUUCAAAGAAUGCCUUGCGGUAUAAGGGCGAUUGUGCCACCGGUAAGGCUACUCAAAUAUGAUUUUUCGAAGGUCUGCCCCUGCAACGAAUGUUCAUUGAAGACAAAGGCGAUUGUGGAAUUUGAGAACUAUCUACACUCUAAAUUUGCCCAAAUCCAGGAACCUUAUACACAACUGUUUUUUGAUAUCGAACGCUUUACGUCUCUUUUAAAUGCCUUUUGGGAGACAACAAAGACAUGGACUUGCCUUCAACAUAGCCUUAAAAGUCUACACGAGAAGUCCGGGGUCUCGCACACAAGAAGUAAUUCUGAAGAACAUAUAAGAGAUGUAUUGAAUCAAACUGGUACUUUCCUGGUAAAUGAAGGGGAAUUGGAUAACUUUGUGCUUCAAGAUGAAUGUGAGGGUCAUGAUAAUAAACCCACUCAUCUUGAUGAUAAAAUACGUGUUAUGCAUUGGUGGUUCGAAUCCACCAAAUUUAAGGAUGUUGUGCAUGACAUCCUCAGGAAGAUGAAAGAGCUUGAAAAUCAAAAACAUAAAGAUGGGAAGUCUGCUGAAGAAGGAAAAAUGUCUCUGAACCUUUCAAACUCUAAGAAGCACUUGGAAGACCAAAUGAAGCUUUUUAAAGGGUUUCCAUUUGAAGAUAUGCACGUAGAAAUUAAAUUGCUUUUGAGGAGAGGAGGUACAAAAUAUCAAGACUUGGUUGAAGACGCUAUGGAAGCAAUCUGGAAGACUUAUUGUGCCCGGGUUGCUAUUAGAGAGAGGUUUCACGAACAAUCUGAAAUGAUCUCUUGCCACCCGUGCAAAAUGGAUAGGGAGAAACACCUGCCGAAUGAAUUGGGAGAUUUUCUGGAUCAUUUACUCAAUCAGGCCAAAACAUUUAGAGAAGUGUGGGAUCGUAUCGAUGAAAGACUCUUUGGUCCAUCUGAAGAACCAGACCCUAAGAGACAAAAGUUAUAGCACUCAGAGCAAACGUGCUCUAAUGUAAAAUACCGAUCUAGGAAGACUGAUCUAGGAAGAUAAUGAUCGAUUUGAAAGGUGGUGCCAAGACUGAUCUAGGAAGAUAAUGAUCGAUUUGAAAGGUGGUGUGGCACGAUGAGUUAACGUGAAAGACCUUGACUAGUUAUAUACGAAGUAUAUAUACUUGAGUUAUUAACGUCAGUUUAAAUUUGAGUAAGUCUCUUUUGUUAAUGUUUAUCUAUUAAUCCUAUUAUAUAUUUUUAUGAGUUACUUUUCAGUGUAAACAAUUGUUAUACUUUUUAAUCUUUCGGAAUAUUAAGACAUUAAGUAAUUAAGUAAUUGUAAUGUGUGUUGCCUUUACAUUGUGUAGACUGUACAGUGUCAGAGUGUGGCUGAAAUAUUAAUUGAACAUUGU